Molecule: messenger RNA, 2439 nt
Organism: Andrographis paniculata
Lineage: Eukaryota; Viridiplantae; Streptophyta; Magnoliopsida; Lamiales; Acanthaceae
Product: two-component response regulator-like APRR1
Exons: 7
Coding region: 650-2146 (498 amino acids)
Biological process (GO): phosphorelay signal transduction system; cytokinin-activated signaling pathway
Molecular function (GO): protein binding
Source: RefSeq, a predicted model, not a curated record
UAUCUCUAAAAACCUGCUGCUGCUAUCUCACUCAUCACCCACUUUCUCCGCCGGCCCCACCACCUCCUCCGCCUCCAUCCCCACCGUCGCCUCCUCGAUCUCGACGCACCACGUUGCGACAACUGUUCGGGCUCCCCACCAUCACCCAAAGUUGGAGAAAAAGCGCCAUUAAAAUAUCCUGCUCUUUUCUACGCCAAUCCAGAUUUGAGUUAGCUGCAAUUUUCUGUGUGGAUAGAUUUUUGUUGAGUUGAUUCCAGGGGAGGAGCGUUUCCGGUGAAUUUAAGGCUGUUGGAUUGGAAGCCGAUCUGAGCUGAGGGUGUUGGAAUUCAAUUGGUUGCUUGGUUGUUGGUUCUUCGAAAGUUUUUUGAGCUGGUGGAUGGCGAUGUGCCGUCGGCGUAGGUCCUUGAAUUUGAUAAAUUUUUUGGGGUUUAGGGAUUUGUAUUGGUAACAUAGGGAGGAGAAUUUUGGAAAUUUGUUGGGAAUUAUGUUUCGGUAGGCCUGAAUUGCUCUGAUUUUGGAUCCUUGGUUGAUAAGGUUUUUGGACGUGCAACUAUGGCGUUUCUGUAGUACUGACAAAUUUGGGGGUUUUGUUGGAAGUUGGAACCCUAAUUUUGUAAGAAUCAUUAGGCGUUGGUUGUUGGUGCAAGAGAUGGAGAAGAGUGAUAUAGGGAAGAGUGGGGAGGGAUUUAUUGAUAGAAGUAAAGUGAAAAUUCUGCUGUGUGAUAAUGAUGACAGAAGCUCUCAGGAAGUUUUUACACUUCUUUGUAAAUGUUCUUAUCAAGUGAUUUCUGUGAAGUCUCCGAGACAAGUGAUUGAUGCCCUAAAUGCUGAGGGUCUGGAUAUAGAUCUUAUUCUUUCGGAAGUCGACCUUCCGAUGUCUAAAGGUUUGAAAAUGUUGAAGUAUAUUCGUAGGGACAAAGAGUUGCGGCGCAUCCCUGUGAUCAUGAUGUCAGCUCAGGACGAGGUCCCUAUAGUUGUCAAGUGCCUGAAAUUCGGCGCUGCUGACUAUCUUGUGAAACCGCUGCGCACAAAUGAGCUGUUGAAUUUGUGGACUCACAUGUGGAGAAGAAGACGAAUGCUAGGACUAAUGGAGAAGAACAUUGUAAGUUAUAGUUUUGAUCUGGUUGUGUCAGACCACAGCGACGCUAAUACCAACAGUACGACGCUGUUUUCGGACGAUACCGACGAGAAGUCUCUAAAGAGUACGAACCUAGAGGCAUGUGUCGUAGCUCACCAAGAAGACGAGGCUAUUACCAGGGCUGUUACGCCGAUGAUUUUAACAAAUGGAGCUCGUCCACAUUGUCAACCCGAUGUUCCGGGGAUAAGCGACAGACGGACAGGACAUAUCUCGUCUUUUCCGAGGAAGAGUGAGCUGAAGAUAGGCGAGUCGUCUGCCUUCUUCACGUACAUUAAAACGAGCGCGUCGAAAAGCAAUAACCAAGGCGCUUCUUCCGUUACGCUACAACAAAUCACGACUUCAGACACCCCCGUCCCGAGAGGUCAACUCUGUCCCGACGCACGAGUAAAAGACAAAAAUGUGUCCGUAGAAAGGAACGAUGUUCGCGCAAACGACAGCCCGAGCACGACCAGUUUAUCGACCGAAGAGGGGUCGGGAAUAUCCCACCGGGGUGUCUCGAAGGAGUCGCCAGUUGUCGUCGGGGGUUACCCCCACGGCACAUACCCGUACCACAUGUCGAUGAUGCCGUUACCGUCUCUGCCGAGCGACGCUGGUCCGGGUUUCCUACCUCACUAUAACCAAAUUCCGGGGACAGCGUCGUACCCGUUUUACCCCUUCGGGAUAUGCCUCCAACCGGGUCACCAUCCACCUCCGCCGCCACCGCAGCCAUGGCCGUCAUACGGAGACCCAUCAAACGAAGCGGCAGCGACAACGAAACUCGAUCGUCGAGAGGCAGCAUUGAUCAAGUUCCGGCAGAAGCGCAAGGAGAGAUGCUACGACAAGAAGAUCAGGUACGUCAAUCGGAAGAAACUCGCCGAGCGAAGGCCCCGACUGCGCGGCCAGUUUGUCAGGAAGGUUAACGGCAUCGAUGUGGAUCUCAACGGCCGACCGGCUUCGACUGAAGAUGACGACGAGGAAGAAGAUGAAGAAGAUCAGCAAACGGGGUUGGAGAUCUCGACCGGGAGUUGAUACUUCAACGCCCUGACUAUGAACACUCGGCGCUAUCGUAUGAUCAGUCAGGACGAUAGGACAUCGAUCGAUGGCGCUCGUUCGACGGCGAUUUGGAGAAAAUUAUUGUCGGAAUUACGGCAAAUUGUUACGUAAGAUCGGCAUUUGUUUUAAGAAAUUGUUUGUCGUGCUAUGCAACAUUUAAUUAUUAUCCUUUCAUGGUAGAAAAUGAUAUUGUGUUGAUCGGCCCUAAUCAGCAAGAUACGUUCGAUUAGAUUAUACCGUUGGAUCAAUAUUGCAUCUGACGGUCUAGA